AUGAUCGAUAAAAGGUCGCCCUACCAGGAGGGAAGCCUCUGGUACUAUGCACCUAAUAAAGGUGCGCCGAUCGCUUUUGCAAUUCUUUUCACAUUAUCUGGCAUAAUGCAUGGUUAUCAGUGCUUCAAAUACAAAUCCUGGAAAGUAACAGGCCUACUACCUUGGUCUGCUUUACUCUUUACUGCAGGGUUCGUGAUGCGUACCAUUGGGGCAUUCGGGCAUUGGGACAAUCUGGGUGUUUUCAUUUCGAGCACCGUCUUCCUUUUAGCUGGCCCUCCUGUUUAUGAAGGGGCCAACUUCUUCACUUUGGGCCGUAUCCUGUACUAUAUCCCUUAUCAUUCUCCAAUGCAUCCUGGCCGGGUGUUCACCACAUUCAUUGCAAUGGGUAUUGUGAUCGAGAUUAUAACAGCAAAUGGAGCAUCAUUGGUUGCUAAUACGAGCAAUCCCCAAAAUACGCAGAAUACAGGCAAGGCUUUACUCAAAGCUGCCUUGAUCUUGCAACUCGCAUUGAUGGUGGGGUUUGUUGCUCUAGCUACCAAAUUUUACUACAACUGCCAUAGCGCUGGCGUUCUGAAUACCAAAGUAAAGAAGGCCCUUUAUGUGUUAUAUUGCAGUUGUGCACUCAUCACCAUACGCACUAUCUACCGAACUGUCGAGUAUUUCACAGCUGCAAGUCUGAACACCACCAACAUCGAUGAUAUGAGUCCCAUUCUUAAGGAUGAGUGGUUCUUCUGGGUAUUUGAGACAGUCAUUAUGUUUCUGAACACCACCCUCCUCAACGUCUUCCAUCCCAUGCGGUGGCUUCCACGGUCAAACCGAAUUUAUCUUGCAACGGACGGUGUGACUGAAGUGGAGGGACCCGGUUACGAGGAUCGUCGACCAUUCCUACUUACCCUGUUUGAUCCUUUCGAUAUAGUCGGUAUGGUCACAAAAACGGGAAAGAAGGAGAAGUUUUGGGAGGUUGACCACCAGCCAUCAACUAGCGUCUGA
Aspergillus bombycis is the source of this 990-nucleotide messenger RNA. Its product is annotated as putative RTA1 domain protein. The transcript has 4 exons. The record is from RefSeq and is a predicted model, not a curated record. Lineage: Eukaryota; Fungi; Ascomycota; Eurotiomycetes; Eurotiales; Aspergillaceae. Gene Ontology annotation, cellular component: membrane. Bases 1 to 990 code for a protein of 329 amino acids.